This is a messenger RNA of Ochotona curzoniae (black-lipped pika), 1554 nucleotides long. It is a transcript of the gene DUSP18, whose product is annotated as dual specificity phosphatase 18. The record is from RefSeq and is a predicted model, not a curated record. Gene Ontology annotation, molecular function: MAP kinase tyrosine/serine/threonine phosphatase activity. Lineage: Eukaryota; Metazoa; Chordata; Mammalia; Lagomorpha; Ochotonidae. Gene Ontology annotation, biological process: protein dephosphorylation. Bases 400 to 969 code for a protein of 189 amino acids. The transcript is spliced from 2 exons.
CUGAGGUGGGCUGAAGCCACGCGGCCUCGUCGCCCCCGAGGCUUGCUUGUGGGCCCCUGGUGCGAUCGCGAUCGCGGGGACCGAUCACCUGGUGAGCCAGGAGCGUGAUUUCUGCGAAGGCUCAACAAGCCGUCCCGGAUUCUUCCUGGAUCGCGACCGGGGGCCGUUGCCAUGGAAACCAGAGCGCUAGGCCGGCAAGGGUGGCGAUGGCUCCUGCAUCGUGACUGUAGUGUUAUCUCCUCGAGACCUUCUCCUCAGACUCGGCGCCGCGCCCGCUUCCCUUCCUCCCCCGCUAGCCCUCCUGCGGACGAGAGUUUCCCACGCAGAACUAUGCCGCCCUCGCGCCCUGCCUCCUUCUGAGCCACCACCACCUCUGCCACCUCCACCUCCGCCGCCUGGAUGACCGCAGCCUCGUGUGCCUUCCCCGUGCAGCAGCUGCGCCCGCCCUCGCUCUGCGGCUUCUCGCAGAUCACCAGGAGUCUGUACAUCAGCAACGGCGCGGCCGCCAACAACAAGCUGCUGCUGGCCAGCCAUCACAUCACCACGGUCAUCAACGUGUCGCUGGAGAUCAUGAACGUCUUCUACGAAAACAUCGAGUACCUGCACGUGCCUGUUGCCGACGCGCCCAGCUCCCACCUCUGCGGCUUCUUCGACCCGGUGGCCGACCACAUCCACCGCGUGGAGAUGAAGCAAGGCCGCACGCUGCUGCACUGCGCUGCGGGCGUCAGCCGUUCGGCCGCCCUGUGCCUCGCCUACCUCAUGAAGUACCACGCCAUGUCCCUGCUGGAUGCCCACGCAUGGACCAAAUCGUGCCGGCCCAUCAUCCGGCCCAACGUGGGCUUCUGGGAGCAGCUCAUCCACUACGAGCUGCAGCUGUUCGGCAAGAACACGGUGCGCAUGGUCAGCUCCCCGAUGGGCAUGAUCCCGGACGUCUAUGAGAAGGAGAUGCGGUUUAUGAUCCCACUCUGAGCACCCCUUUGACCCCGACUCCCGGGCUCCAGGUGGGCGCAUCAAGAGGGGGGCCUGAUGUGCUCUGCGUGCCCUGCCAAGAUCUGAAACCAGGACGUCAAACCUGACAUGGACGCAGAAGAGAUAAGCAGGAGAUGGCGCUGGCCAGGCCUGGGAAGAAUCUUGGAUGGCCAUAGUUUUGAACCUCGUAAUCCCCGUGUUUAAAAAGAUGUCUACUGUGGGAGGGGCAGGCUGUGACUGCUAUGGUCCUUCCUGGUGUUAGAGAGAAGCAGCUGGUAUACCAGGAGAGUGGCACACCUGAGGGGGCCUGCGAGCCCUCCCCAAGAAUGACCAACCCAGGAAGGAACCUGCUCGCCUGCCACCAACCCCACUUUGCUUUGUUUGUUGUUUCUUUGUUUUUAACUCAUACAGCCAGAGCCUUAAGCAUGGGGUCACCUUCUGGGCUUGUCAACUUAACCAGACAAGUGACCUUCCAACUGCACCCUGUCCAUCUUUGCCACCGUGGCCUAACUCUGGUUCACUAGAUCAGAUGUACGCACAUGCGUAAGGCAGCUUUUGAAGCAAGCAUUCCACCAAAUAAAAUGG